Messenger RNA from Trichoderma reesei QM6a, 396 nucleotides. RefSeq lists its product as uncharacterized. Bases 1 to 396 code for a protein of 131 amino acids. The record is from RefSeq and is a predicted model, not a curated record. The transcript has 2 exons. Lineage: Eukaryota; Fungi; Ascomycota; Sordariomycetes; Hypocreales; Hypocreaceae.
AUGGCCUCACAAGGGGACCAAUCGAUGGAACUGGGGUAUGUCGUAUAUGACAUCUCAUGCGUCCCGAUGGUGUAUGUACGGGUGUCGAUCGUCAUCUCUCCAUCUGCUGGGAAAGCGAAGCACGACGGUGAAGAAUCACAGAGGAUAAAGUCCAUCAAGCUUCAACUGUAUGACACGCACACGGCCGUGGCCUGGCAGAUACAAGACAUCACCAGUCAGAUGAAAUGUGUGAACGCCGGGCAGAGGCCCCCAAAGCUGCAGCAGGCAGAGACGAGCGGAUGGGGUCUUUUGCAGAUGCUGGGGGCGAUUAUGAUCAGUGGGCGCAUGAGGCUCUCCAGUACAUAUCCGGCUGUCAGCCUACGAGCACUGCGUAACAGAAUGCUUUUCACACGAUAG